AUGGAAAACAGUGAAGAUAUUGGUGGCGAACAUCAUGACAAGCACGACGAUGAAGGAAGACACGAUGACGAGGAAGCUGUUGCUCGCCUUGAUGAAUUUAAGAAAUCCAUUGAAGCCAAAAUGGCUCUUCGUAGGAAUAAUUUGAACCCUGAACGGCCUGACUCGGGCUUUCUUAGGACACUGGAUUCUAGCAUCAAACGCAAUACAGCUGUCAUAAAAAAACUGAAACAGAUCAAUGAAGAACAGCGAGAAGGUUUGAUGGAUGAAUUGCGAAAUGUCAAUUUGAGCAAAUUUGUCAGUGAAGCAGUAACAGCCAUCUGCGAUGCAAAGCUUAAAGCGUCUGACAUACAACCUGCUGUACAGAUUUGUUCUUUGCUCCACCAAAGGUACAUCGACUUCUCGCCUAGUCUUGUUCAGGGCCUCUUAAAGGUGUUCGCACCAGGAAAACAUGUGGAAGAUCUCGAUGCCGACAAGAAUUCAAGGGCCAUGAGGAAGCGAAGUACUCUGAAGCUUCUCCUGGAAUUAUAUUUUGUUGGAGUUGUAGAAGAUAGUGGCAUCUUCGUAAAUAUUAUUAAAGAUCUAGCCAGCAAUGAACAUUUGAAGGAUCGCGAAACAACCCAGACGAAUUUGUCUCUUCUUGCUAACUUUGCUCGACAUGCAAGGUUUUUUCUGGGACUUCCAAUGACUGGACAAGAUAUUCUUGAAGAGUUCUUCAAGGGCCUUAACUUUCCAGCAGACCAGAUAAAGUACUUUCGGAAGACAUUUCAAAACUACUAUGAUGCUGUUGUGGAACUUCUUCAAGCUGAACAUGCUUCACUUCGUCAUAUGGAGCAUGAAAAUGCAAAAAUUUUGAAUGCCAAAGGAGAAUUGAGCGAGGAAAAUGCUUCUUCAUAUGAAAAGCUGCGUAAAUCAUACGAUAAUAUGAGCCGUGGCGUCACAUCUUUGGCUGAAGCACUUGAUAUGCAACCUCCAGUAAUGCCGGAGGAUAGUCAUACAACAAGACUCACAUCAGGUGAGGAUGUUUUAUCUCCUGUUGCUGGAAAAGACACUUCUGCUAUUGAAGCCCUCUGGGAUGAUGAAGAUACCAGAGCUUUCUAUGAAUGCCUUCCUGACCUCAGAGCUUUUGUGCCUGCUGUGUUGCUUGGGGAGUCAGAAGCUAAGUCAAAUGAGCCGUCCUUAAAGAAUCAGGAAUCAUCAUCUGAUGCGGCUUCCGAAUCAGACAAAGGUCAGAUAGCCACACAAGAAAAUCCUGAAACUGAUUCUGGAACUCUAACAGAGGAUAAAGAGAAGGACAAAGAAAAGGGGAAAGAGAAAGACACUGAAAGAAAAGGAGACAGUGAAAAGGAUAAAACAAAAGGUCUUGAUGGAACAAAUCUUGAAGCUUUGCUGCACAGGCUUCCUAGCUGUGUGAGUCGUGACCUGAUCGACCAGCUAACAGUAGAGUUUUGCUAUUUGAACUCAAAAUCCAGUAGAAAAAAGCUUGCAAGGGCUUUGUUCAAUGUUCCAAGGACAUCGCUGGAGCUGUUGCCAUACUACUCGCGCAUGGUUGCAACAUUGUCUACCUGUAUGAAAGAUGUAUCGUCCAUGCUUCUGCAGUUUUUGGAGGAAGAAUUCAACUUUUUAAUAAAUAAGAAGGAUCAAAUGAAUAUUGAAACGAAAAUAAGGAACAUUCGGUUUAUAGGAGAACUUUGCAAGUUCAAAAUCGCCCCUGCUGGCUUAGUUUUUAGCUGUCUGAAGGCUUGUUUAGAUGAUUUCUCUCACCAUAAUAUUGAUGUCGCCUGCAAUCUUCUUGAGACAUGUGGUCGCUUUCUCUACCGGUCCCCUGAAACCACUGUACGGAUGUCGAACAUGUUAGAUAUUUUGAUGCGCCUGAAAAAUGUCAAAAAUUUGGAUCCUCGGCAGAGUACCUUAGUGGAAAAUGCUUAUUACUUGUGUAAACCACCAGAAAGAUCUGCGCGAGUUUCCAAAGUCCGUCCACCUCUUCAUCAGUAUAUUAGGAAACUACUCUUCUCAGAUCUUGAUAAGUCUUCCAUCGAGCGUGUUUUGCGGCAGUUGCGUAAGCUACCUUGGAGUGAAUGUGAGGCAUAUCUCUUAAAGUGCUUCUUGAAGGUUCACAAGGGAAAAUAUGGUCAGAUUCAUUUGAUUGCAUCACUAACAGCUGGUCUGAGCCGCUAUCAUGAUGACUUCGCAGUUGCUGUCGUUGAUGAGGUUUUGGAGGAAAUUAGAAGGGGGCUGGAGCUGAAUGACUUUGGGAUGCAACAACGGAGGAUUGCGUUCAUGCGUUUCUUGGGGGAACUCUACAAUUAUGAACUUGUAGAUUCAUCUGUAAUUUUUGAUACGCUAUACUUGAUCCUUGCUUUUGGACAUGGUACAACAGAGCAAGACGUGUUGGAUCCGCCAGAGGACUGCUUCCGUAUCAGAAUGGUUGUCACACUUCUCGAUACAUGUGGCCAUUAUUUUGAUAGAGGUUCAUCAAAGAGGAAGCUUGACCGGUUCUUGAUUUAUUUUCAAAGAUACAUACUGAGCAAAGUUGCCCUUCCCCUGGAUAUUGAAUUUGAUCUCCAGGACUUAUUUGUCGAACUGAGACCAAAUAUGACCCGGUACUCAUCGUUUGAAGAGGUCAACAACGCCUUAAUCGAGUUCGAGGAGCGUGAGCGCCGGGUCUUGACUGAAAGGGCUCACAAAGAGAAGGACACCACCAGUUCGGGCAACCUAUCGAUGAACGGGCAGAGUCCCGACAAUGGCACGGAAGAGAACGGCCUCGGAGCUCAUAGGGACGAAACGGAGAGCGACUCAGGGAGUGGAACCCCCGAGCGCAUCGGCCGGGAUGAAGAAUCGGACCGUGAGAAUCGGGAUGAGAGUGAGGAUGAUUAUGGGCCGGCGUCGGAUGAUGAAGAGGACGGGCAGGUGCGUGUCAGGCAGAAAGUUGCUGAGGUGGACCCAGAGGAGGCCGCUGAUUUUGAUAGAGAGCUGCGGGCCCUCAUGCAGGAAAGUCUGGACUCGAGAAAACUGGAGCUACGCACACGCCCAUCCAUAAACAUGAUGAUCCCGAUGAACCUCUUUGAGGGCCCCACAAAGGAACACCACCAGCACCAGCACCACCACCACCACCACCAUGGACGGGUGGCGUCGGAGGCAGAGAGUGGGGAUGACACGGCAGACGAAGGCUCUGGCGAGGUGAAGGUGAAGGUGCUUGUGAAGCGCGGCAACAAGCAGCAGACGAGGCAGAUGUACGUUCCGCGCGACUGCUCGCUCGUCCAGAGCACCAAGCAGAAGGAGGCUGCCGAGCUCGAGGAGAAGCAGGACAUAAAGCGUCUCGUCCUGGAAUACAACGACCGGGAAGAGGAGGAGCUGCUUCUCAACAGUGGUGGGGCCCAGCCGCCCAACUGGAACCAGGGAGGGGGGAGGAUCGUGAGCAGGGGGCCCACGUGGGACGGUCACCACAGAUCGUCUUCGGGGGGGCGCCACAGGCAUCUGUACCACUCUGGAGCCGGGUAUUACUACGGGAGGAGAAGGUGA
This is a messenger RNA of Striga hermonthica, 3519 nucleotides long. Lineage: Eukaryota; Viridiplantae; Streptophyta; Magnoliopsida; Lamiales; Orobanchaceae. The record is from the annotation of a GenBank genome assembly.